Nicotiana attenuata is the source of this 1283-nucleotide messenger RNA. RefSeq names its product peroxidase 27-like. Gene Ontology annotation, biological process: response to oxidative stress; hydrogen peroxide catabolic process. Gene Ontology annotation, molecular function: heme binding; peroxidase activity. Lineage: Eukaryota; Viridiplantae; Streptophyta; Magnoliopsida; Solanales; Solanaceae. The record is from RefSeq and is a predicted model, not a curated record. Gene Ontology annotation, cellular component: plant-type cell wall; plasmodesma.
UAUCAAACAAGCAAGUUAAGAAAAAAAAUGGCAACCUUAAAAUUUGUUUUAAUUUUCAUUCUUUCUCUUGCAUUUGUGUUCGGGCUUUCCAAUUCACAAGGCUUACAAGUAGGGUUUUACAAGAAAACAUGUCCAAAUGUAGAAGCAAUUGUCAAAAAGGCAACAACUGACUUUGUUUCUCGUGCUCCUACUUUGGCUGCUCCAUUGUUGAGAAUGCACUUUCAUGAUUGUUUUGUUAGGGGAUGUGAUGGUUCAGUGCUACUUAAUUCAACAAAAGGCAAUCAAGCUGAGAAAGAUGCAAUUCCAAAUCAAAGCCUAAGAGGCUUCCAAGUGAUUGAUGCUGCUAAAUCUGCUUUAGAAAAACAAUGUCCUGGCAUUGUGUCGUGCGCUGAUAUUUUAGCCUUAGUAGCUCGUGAUGCUGUUUCACUGAUUAAUGGACCAACUUGGCAAGUAGAGUUGGGAAGAAGAGAUGGGAGAGUUUCAAUUCUCUUAGAAGCCAUAAGAAACCUGCCAACUCCUUUUGACAACUUUACUACUCUAAAAUCAUCAUUUGGCGCUUUGGGCCUAAGUGUAAAAGACCUUGUUGUUCUAUCAGGUGGCCACACUCUUGGGGUAUCACAUUGCUUUUCUUUUGGAAGUCGUUUGUAUAAUUUUACUGGUAAAGGUGAUACAGACCCAAAUAUGGAUCAAAACUACAUAGGUCAAUUGAAGACCAAAUGUAAGCCAAAUGAUGUGACCACCACUGUUGAAAUGGACCCUGGAAGUGCAAAAAGUUUUGACACUGAUUAUUAUACCAUGGUUAGCAAAAGAAGAGGGUUGUUCGUAUCUGAUGCAGCUCUUCUCACUGAUAGUCAAACAAAAGCUUAUGUCUUGUCCCAAUUAACCGGUGGAUCAACUUUCUUUAAGGAUUUUGGAGUAUCGAUGGUAAAUAUGGGCAAAAUUGGGGUCCUUACAGGGAAAUCAGGUGAAAUUAGAAAACAUUGCGCUAUUACAAACUAAGAGAAACUUUUUGGAUUUUGUAUGCUCCUAAUGUUUUGGGGCAUGCCGACAAUUAUAUACCUGCUAAUCCGAUGUCCACCCCGCCUCAUAUUGUGCCAGAAUGGUAUUUCCUACCGAUCCUUAAUAAGCUAUUUCCCUUGCAAAAUUUUAGUUUUUCGUAUUGGUUUGUCUAAUAGACCUCUGCUUGCAGUGAGUACUUUUUUUUUAUUUGAUUAGUUCGUGAAAUAUGUAUCUUAUAGUGUAAACUUUUACUUUAUUGUAAGUUUGUAAAUUUUUUUUGUUUA